Messenger RNA from Morone saxatilis (striped sea-bass), 4679 nucleotides. It is a transcript of the gene ccar1, whose product is annotated as cell division cycle and apoptosis regulator 1. Lineage: Eukaryota; Metazoa; Chordata; Actinopteri; Moronidae. The record is from RefSeq and is a predicted model, not a curated record. The transcript is spliced from 26 exons. Bases 106 to 3726 code for a protein of 1206 amino acids. Gene Ontology annotation, biological process: regulation of DNA-templated transcription. Gene Ontology annotation, cellular component: nucleus.
CCAGCUCCCGCGCAUGCGCAGUUUAUGUCUACAUCGGCCGGCGCAGGGGACAUCGUGACACGCAUCGGCCUGGUGAGUAGAGACUUCCCUUAACCUGAGUGAGUCAUGGCCCAGUUCGGGGGACAGAAGAAUCCGCCGUGGGCGACUCAAUUUGCCGCCACAGCGGUGUCUCAGCCGGGCCACUCAGGACAGUCUCUGGACCUCAACAGCCUGCACUCUCUUGGUGUGCAGCAGCCAUCUCUUCUGGGAGCAUCUCCUUCUGUUUACUCUCAGCAGUCAGCUUUGGCUGCGGUAUCGCUCAGCAACCAGUCUGCUGCAAACUAUCAGCUGUCUCAGCAAACUGCGGCCUUGCAGCAGCAAGCUGCAGCGGCUGCCGGGUGCCGAUAUCAGCAGUCUCAGAUUAAUUCAGCCCUCCAGCAGUAUCAGCAACAACAACACCAGCAGCAGCAACCUCCCCAGGCAAACCCCUCAAACAACCCCAACUGUACAAUGUACCCUCAUCAGCUUCCACAGCCUCAACAGGCACUGCUUUCUCAGCCCCCCGUCGCCUUGCCCACCAGCCUAAGCCUGUCCAACCCGCAGCAGACAGCCCAGAUUACCGUGUCCUACCCAACGCCACGUUCAAGCCACCAACAGCAGACGCAGCCACAGAAGCAACGAGUCUUUACUGGUGUCGUCAACAAGCUGCAUGACACAUUUGGCUUUGUAGAUGAAGAUGUCUUCUUUCAGCUAAGUGCUGUGAAGGGGAAGACUCCUCAGGUGGGUGACAGGGUCCUAGUGGAAGCAGUGUACAAUCCGAACAUGCCCUUCAAGUGGAACGCCCAGCGCAUCCAGACCUUACCUCAGCUAGCAAACCAGUCGAACCAGCCUCAACCUCCUAACAUGAUGAAGGCAGCCCCCAACAUACUGCAGUCGUUACCUCCCCCAAACACAUUCAGUGUUCCGAACCAGGCUCCCCCUCCUUCCCUCCUGCAGGCCCAGCUGUCCGCUGCCUCUCUGGCUCCUCUCCUCCAAAACCCUCCUCAGCCUCUGCUGCCACAGCCUCCACCCAAAGACGUGUUUUCCGGGGGUCUACUUCAACCCCCAGUGAGAAUGAUGCAACAGCCGCAGCCCGUUCGACGAAUUGAGCCCCCACCUCGAUUCCCCAGUCGCAAUGACAGAGGCCCCGAGCUCAUCCUCAGGACGAAAGAGGAACGCAGCCGAGACAGGGACCGUGAGCGCAGACGGUCAAGAGAGCGCUCACCCGCACGCAAACGUUCCAGAGACCGCUCUCCCAGACGUGACCGCUCACCUCGGCGACCUCGCAGGGUUGUCCCUCGCUACACCGUCCAGUUUUCCAAGUUCAGCUUAGAUGGCUCCAGCUGUGACAUGAUGGAGCUGAGGAGGCGCUAUCAGAGCCUCUACAUUCCCAGCGACUUCUUUGAUGCUGUCUUCACCUGGGUGGAUGCUUUUCCUCUGACAAGACCCUUCCAGAUUAAUAACGCCUGUAACUUCCACAUCUUGCACAAAGAGGUGGAUCCUCUAGUCAAGAAUACGGCUGUGCUGGACCCUCCUGAUGCCAACCACACCUACAGUGCUAAGGUGAUGCUACUGGCUAACCCCAGUAUAGAGGAGCUCUAUCACAAGUCCUGUGCUUUGGCAGAGGACACCCAGGAAGUCAAAGACUCCUUCCAACAUCCUGCGAGACUCAUUAAGUUUUUGGUGGGAAUGAGAGGUAAAGAUGAGGCCAUGGCCAUUGGUGGUCACUGGUCUCCCUCUCUGGAUGGAGCUGACCCAGAGAAGGAUCCUUCAGUCCUUAUAAAGACAGCCAUACGCUGUUGCAAGGCACUCACAGGCAUAGACCUUAGUCUGUGCACUCAGUGGUAUCGUUUUGCAGAGAUUCGCUAUCAUCGGCCGGAGGAGACACACAAGGGGCGGACAGUCCCUGCUCAUGUGGAGACAGUGGUUUUGUUUCUUCCGGAUGUUUGGCAUUGUCUUCCUACCCGCUCAGAGUGGGAGGUGCUGUCACGGCGACUCCGGGAGCAGCUGGCUGAGAAGCUGUCGGCCGAGCGAAAGGAGGCGGAUGGAGAACAGGAGGAAGAAGAGAAGGAUGAUGGUGAAUCGAAGGACGUUAGUACUCCCACUCACUGGGCUAAACUUGACCCGAAAUCAAUGAAGGUAAAUGACCUCCGCAAGGAGCUUGAUUGUCGCUCUUUAAGCUCUAAGGGGUUAAAGUCGCAGCUGAUCGCUCGCCUCACCAAGCAACUGAAGGUAGAGGAGCAGGUGGAGGAGUCCAAGGAGCCCGAGAAACAAGAGAGCAAAGUUCCUGAGGAAGAAGAGCCAGUUCGCACUGAAGAAGACCGAGAGGAGGAGGAAAGGAAGAGGCAAGAGGAGCUUGAGCGCCAGCGGAGAGAAAGGCGCUACAUCCUCCCUGAUGAGCCCACCAUCAUCGUACACCCUAACUGGGCAGCCAAGAAUGGCAAAUUUGACUGCAGUGUCAUGUCCUUGAGUGUGCUGCUGGACUACAGACUGGAGGACAACAAGGAGCAUUCUUUUGAGGUUUCCCUAUUUGCUGAGCUGUUUAACGAGAUGCUACAGAGAGACUUUGGCUUCCGCAUAUAUAAAGCCCUUGCUGCUUUUCCUGCCAAAGAUGAGAAGAAGGAAAAGGAGAAGAAAGCUAAGAAGGAGGCCGAGAAGAAGGAGGCUGAAAAGCGUGAAAUAAAGAAGGAAAAAGAAGAUGAGAAUGAAGAGCCAGUAGUGAAGAAGACCAAAGAGGAUGAGGAGGAGAAAAAGAAGAGCGAUGAAAAAGCUGUGAAAAAGGAGUCGUCUCGAGAUGAAGAGGAGAACGAAGAUGAUGGCAGCACGGCCAAUGCUGAAGAAUAUGACCCCAUGGAGGCUGAAGAUGCAGAUGAUGACGAUGACGAUGACAAGGAUGACGACGACCUCAAUGACCGAGACAGGAAAGACCGCAAGGAUGACCGCAAGUCGUCAAAAGAGAGGUCCUCUAAAGACAAGGAGAAGAAGCAGAUGGUCACGCACAACAAAGAGCUGCUGAUGGCGUUUGUCUACUUUGACCAAAGCCACUGUGGCUAUUUGCUGGAGAGAGACUUGGAGGAGAUCUUGUACACACUGGGACUGCAUCUUUCUCGUGCUCAGAUAAAAAAGCUGCUUAAUAAACCGGUGGUCAGAGAGUCCUGUUACUACCGUAAACUGACAGACCGGGGAAAGGAUGAACCCAUUCCUUCCUUUAAUGAAGCCCAGAUAGAAAACCUCAUAGGUAACCGAGGACUACUUCCUGCUCCAAAAGCUCGCGCUCCGUCAGAGACGACUGAGUCUGGUAAUCUGAUCGUGUAUAAUGGAGCUAUGGUCGACGUUGGCAGCAUGAUGCAGAAACUGGAGAAGAGUGAGAAAGCAAGAGAGGAGAUAGAACAGAAGCUCAUGAUGCAGGAUGUCAAAAUGGAUGAAGAUGCAAAGGUGAAAGCGCAGUUGGAGCAAGCCAACAAAACUUUGUCCAGGGAGCUGGAGGAGGUGAAAAGCACUCUGAGCCAAACUGAAGAGACCCUAAAGACUGUGGAGGAGCAGAAGGUGAUCUACCACGACCAGAUUAACAAGACGUCCAACACCUUGAUGUCCACUGUCAAAGGGCUGCUGGCAGUGCUGAAAAAGGAUCAGGAUGUAGACGAGUCUGGUGAAGAAGCCUCUGGCGAUCACAUUCGGUCAUCUCAAACUAACGGCGCCGAUGAAUGACACAUUUAAAAUAAAUGAAGCUAAUCCGUAACACUGAUUAUCUUAAAAACUUGUAAAUACUCACUAAACAAACAUAAUUUGGCUGUUUUAUUUGGACCUAUUACAUGUAUAGAUGAAUGAUUUAGUUCCCUUGUGUUAAUUUCACUUCAGCAACUGUGUACAAUAGAUUUAUUUCUGAUGAGUUACUUUUCAUACGUAGAAUACUUUAACUAUGAUAAAGCUUUGAAAUGCUUAUUUUCAUAGUUUUAAGUAAGUCAAGUCAGUCGCUAACCUUUUAUUUUUGCCAUUGCUUUAGCUUCGUCAUGGCCAAUAAAAUGCCACAUUGUAGGUUUAAAUGCCAGUAUGUGAGUUGUACUUUUUUUUUUUUGUUUGAGAUUUGUUUUUCUAAUGAGCAAUAAUGAUGCUAUUUAUGUGCGAGAGAAUUCAUUAAAACUAUAUUUAAAAUAAACUAAUUUUGGAUGGAAAAGGGUAGGAGGGGGUUCCAAUGUGGUUCAGACAGAAUUUCUUUAUAAAUCUUCUUAAUCUGCUGUUUAACCACAACUGUGUUCAAUAAACACUUUUCCGUUUGUAGUUCUUCUAUGUUGCUGAUUUAACUGGUUCCUAUGCACGGUUCCUGCCUCUCUUUGAGCUUUUUGCUGUCGGCGCCUCCUUUCAUGUUUUACUGUGACGAGCAUCUGUCUGAUUUUUCUUUUUUCUUUUUCUGACAAACGAAACUACACAUGAACCAAAAGAUAAGCUUGAUGAAUGUGUGUUCUGCUGAAGGAAUAUUUGCUGCAAAGAGACAUGAACACUUUGAAAUCUAUCUGAACUGUGUGUGUUGGUUUGGAUUGUUCUUGAAGAGAGGCACAAUUACAUUCAAAUGUGCGCCAAAGCAGGCAAUUUUAUUUUUCUAUUGAAAAUGUACUCUAUGGAUGUCUUGUGCAAGAGUAAAGUGGUUCAUUUUAACACUGAUA